AUGCCUCGUCUCUUGGCAACGCAAUCUCACGUAGUGCAUGGUUAUGUGGGAAAUAAAGCUGCCACGUUUCCCUUACAAUGUCUAGGCUGGGAUGUAGAUUGUUGUAAUAGUGUCCAGUUUUCCAACCAUACCGGGUAUGGUUUAGAUAAAGUCUUUGGAACUAUCACAAAUGAAACAGAUUUAAAAGAACUCUUAUCAGGUCUAUUCGAUAAUUUUCCGCAAGACUACCAAGCUUUACUUUCAGGUUACUUGCCCAAUAAGAACUCGGUUCGAUGUAUGGGGAGAUUCUGUGCCAAAUUCAAAGAAAAGAAUCCUGAAAUAAUAUGGCUUAUGGAUCCUGUUAUGGGAGACGAAGGACAAUUAUACGUUAGCGAAGAUGUUAUACCAGAAUAUAGAAAGCUUGCUCUGUCUCCAAAACAACUGGUUGAUAUAAUAACCCCAAACCAAUUUGAGUUGGAGAUACUGUAUGGAGAAGAAAUCAAGACUAAAGACCAUCUAAAGAAGGCGUUGGAAAUCUUACAUAACACUAUUCCAGUAAUUAUCGUUACAUCCUGUGACAGUAAGAUGUUUGAUGAUCAGGAUUAUAUAUAUUGCGUUGCUUCAAUGAAGAACAAAACACCGAUUGUUUAUAGAGUGCCCUUCAUUGAUUCUUACUUCACUGGAGUUGGUGACUUGUUUUCGGCUUUGUUAUUGGAUCGAGUGUAUAAAAUCUUAUCAAACCCAAUAACGACAUUGAAGUUUGAAGACCAGGUUAAUAAUGUGUUGAACGUUAUUCAAAAAGUUUUAAAUUUGACUAGAAGCUAUACAUCAGGAAAAAUCAAUGCCAAAAUGGGUUCUGCUUUAGAGAUGAAAGAAAUGGAAUUGCGAAUUGUCGAGUCGAGAGAUAUAUACGAGACGAUCAACGUUAAUGAAAACGAUUAUAUCUACACCAGACUGUAA
Messenger RNA from Saccharomyces kudriavzevii IFO 1802, 939 nucleotides. RefSeq names its product putative pyridoxal kinase BUD16 (gene BUD16). Lineage: Eukaryota; Fungi; Ascomycota; Saccharomycetes; Saccharomycetales; Saccharomycetaceae. Bases 1 to 939 code for a protein of 312 amino acids. The transcript has a single exon. Gene Ontology annotation, molecular function: pyridoxal kinase activity. Gene Ontology annotation, biological process: pyridoxal 5'-phosphate salvage. Gene Ontology annotation, cellular component: cytosol. The record is from RefSeq and is a predicted model, not a curated record.